AUGGAUGAUUUCAAGCAUAGUAAAUCAGAUACAGAGUCGUACGCGGAGUCUGUGGUACUCGCGGUAAAAAGUCGAGCCAGUGAUGCCGACGAAUUCAAAGAUCAGAUCAUGGGCAUCAUAGCUAACGUUCGCAAUCUUAACAACCAGAUUGUGGAGCGGAAAAUAACACCCGAGAUGCUUGCCUCGAUGGAAAUCGACGAAAUGCUCUCGAAACAACAAAUAGAAGAAAAUCUCAAAUUCUCCCGCAAACGCGCGCGGGAGCAAACACUCUAUGACAUCACUUCCAUGCAGUGUGGAAACUGUGGUCUUGUGCGGAGAGACCGGCUGAACAUUAAUGAGUUAGGCCUUGACUCGGAAAUCAACGGAUCGCAAUUUGACUAUAACUUCGACAACCUGUGCGCCUGUUCUCGCGAUAGCAUAGAGCCGGAGCAGACGGAAGACGAAUCCUAG
Molecule: messenger RNA, 450 nt
Organism: Phytomonas sp. Hart1
Lineage: Eukaryota; Euglenozoa; Kinetoplastea; Trypanosomatida; Trypanosomatidae
Source: the annotation of a GenBank genome assembly